AUGAAGAGACAAGGAAUACAAGAAAGCGUGACUUCUAUUCCACACGACACCCGAGGCCACCCGCCGCUCCUUCUUGAUCUUGACCAGAAACUGAUUUUACUUUUGAAGAGCAUACGAAACAGAGGUGGUGUUGUUAAUUUCAAUGUUGUCAAAGCCUCAGCCUUGGCAUUAAUAAAGAGCAAUCCCGUGAAAGACUUCAGGGGAUUUGAGCCAACCUCGACCUGGGUGAAAUCAAUUUAUCAACGGUGUAACUUCUCCAGGCGAGCUGGAACCACAACAAGACCCCCCGUUCCUUUAGGGAUCUAUGAAGAGUGCAAAUUAACAUUUUUAACCGACAUCAAGAGUUGCAUCGCAGUGCACAGUAUUCCU
Pocillopora meandrina is the source of this 369-nucleotide messenger RNA. The record is from the annotation of a GenBank genome assembly. Lineage: Eukaryota; Metazoa; Cnidaria; Anthozoa; Scleractinia; Pocilloporidae.